UAGUGCACAUUGUUUCAGUCUUUCUCAAAAGGCUGAUGUGACCAUAUCUUAUUGGGCUUUUUUAAAUAAUAUAUGAUAGAAAAAAUAGCGUGUACUGUUAACUUGUGUGUCUGCAUGCUUACAGUAUUCCCGUUAAAUGAACAAACACUGCAUUAUGAAAACUCGAACAAGUACUAGAAUGUUACAGAUAAAAAUAUUGCAGUAUUGUUGCCAUAUUCAUCUUAUUUGCACCAUAUUGCAUCUUAUAUUUCUAAUGGUCUUUUUAUUUCUUAGUGUUUCUUAGUAUAAAAAUGAUAUGCAAGUCAAAUUCUAAAUCAGUAUUUCACAUCCACAUAUUAAUUCGGUUUAACAGAUGUAGUAUGUUGCCAAAAAAUAGCAGGGUGUACCAAAAUACUCACUCACUCACGCCCUCUCUCUCCCUCCCACUUUCUCUGUUCAAAUGUGUAUAUAAACUGGUCGGUUUACCUCUGGAACCAAAUUGACUGAGGAAACUAAUAAGGGUAACACAUAUGAAAAGACCUUUGGGAUGUCAACUUCAUGCUCGAUGGACUAUUUUUGAUAUCUUACAGGGAAAACAAGCCACAACAAAAGAAAGAAAGAAAAAACAAACUUCGUAAUAGGAUUUUGAAUCACCGAAUUGUUGACUGCAUAAGGACAAUGAACUCCACAAUGCUUCAAUACAGUGCACAAGACAGAUAUAUGGAAGCUUUUGUCAGAAAUUUCAUCUUUGCUCUCCUUGGGGUCAUAAUUAACUCCAUCAAUGGAGUGUUUGUGUUUACAUUCUUUAGGAGUUCAAUUUUCUACAAUGAUCCGAGAUAUAUAUUAUACAUUCACUUGGUUAUCAAUGAUAUGCUCAUGGUUUUUGUCACUGUCGCUCUUUCUGUGAUAGCUAAUGCGUGGCCGAAAAUUCCUCUCCCGUUCUGUGUUUUACUUCUAUUAAUAGUCUCAGCUACUCAUAAGAACACUCCUCUGACUUUGGCCGGUAUGGCUAUUGAGCGUUACAUUGCCAUCUGCAAACCUCUGCAUCACCAUCAGAUCUGCACAGUGCGCAGGACGUACAUCCUCAUCUCUCUGAUUUGGGGUGUUGGAGUUAUACCUGGAUUGACUGACUUGAUUGUCUUAGUAAUUGUUCAUCCUUUAUCUCUUCUUACUAUAGGUACUCUCUGUACCUCAGCAACUAUGUAUACCACACCAUACCAUGAAGGUCUGAACAAAGCUAUGAAUGGCCUUUACUCGUCUUUUGUGUGGGUAAUUCUUGUAUUCACAUAUUGUCAAGUGCUGAUUGCAGCCAGAAGGGCCUCCGCUGAUAAAUCCUCAGCAAAAAAAGCCCAAAGCACCAUCCUGUUACAUGGAGCACAGCUUCUGCUCUGUAUGCUGUCCUACAUUACUGCUGUCAUAGACAAGAUUUCUGCUCAGAUACUAGAUGAUUGGAAAAAAUUAAUCAUUCCUAAUUUUUUUAUAACAAACUUAUUACCACGACUACUUACCCCGCUGAUUUAUGGUGUUCGAGAUAAGCUUUUUUACAAUCACAUGAAGAGGCUUUUUGCAUGUAAAUUGCUUAUUGUAAAGGUAGAAUCAACCCAACAGUGAGAAAAAAAGGCUUUUAAUAUUGCUAUUUAUUGUUUUCUUUAUCUGCUCUCUGCUGAAAACAGUGCUAGUUUUAGUACAUUCUUAGAAUUCUUUGGUAAUGCUUACAUAUUUUUAAAUUAAAAUUAAAAUUAAAAUUAAAUGUAAAAAAAAAUGGACAGCAUCAUAGUAUAAAAAUGUUUAAAAUGUGCAAAUUAUAAAUGCAAGUGUAUUGCACUUAGAAGCAUGAUUUGCAACACUUGAUGCAAAUGUCAAACUUGAGCCUAUGGAAUAAUUCCUGAAGUUUGACUGGUACAGUCUAGUGCUAUCAAUGCCAACACAGAUAAUAAUAAAUGUAUAUCCUGAAUGCACUGUAAUUUGCUUUUAACUGUUCGUCCUUUAGCAGUUUUCACAAUAAGUGAUCUCUGUAGUACAACUAAUUUGUAUAGCACACUGUACCAUGAAGAACAGAGCAAAUUACACAUGGGCUUUAUACAUCUAUUGUGUGGGUAAUUCAAAGCACCAUCCUGUUACAUGGAGCACAGCUUCUGCUGUCAAUGUCAUCCAACAUUGCUGCUGUUAUAGAUAAAAUGUAUGCCCAAUGUGUUCCUACACUAUAGUCAAAAUCACAAUUUUCAAUUAUCUUCUUACAAACUUGUUACCACAACUGUUUAGCCCCCUUAUUUGUAGUGUUUGAGAAAAAGUUUAAGUGUAUGAAAUGACUUCUUUCAUGUAGAUUAUUUAAUGUAAAAGUUGGAUCAGUUAAGCAGUGAGCCAAAAAUCAGAAAAGAAUUAUGAAUAAUUAAUGUUUAUACUCUAUAUAGAAAAUAUUUUUGUGCCUUCCUGCCAUUAUUCAUUUACUCAUACUUAUUUUGUAAUGAUAAAUUCUUGGCAAAUUGUAAUUUGGA
Molecule: messenger RNA, 2474 nt
Organism: Labeo rohita (rohu)
Lineage: Eukaryota; Metazoa; Chordata; Actinopteri; Cypriniformes; Cyprinidae
Product: odorant receptor 131-2-like
Exons: 2
Coding region: 538-1590 (350 amino acids)
Biological process (GO): G protein-coupled receptor signaling pathway
Cellular component (GO): membrane
Molecular function (GO): G protein-coupled receptor activity
Source: RefSeq, a predicted model, not a curated record